UCAUUGGAAUAACUUUCAGUUUCUGUGCAGACUACGUGCGGUCAACUACAACUAAACAAAAUUUAAAAAUAUUAAACAGAUAUUUUUAAUAAACUUACAAAACCGUGAAUCGUAAUUUAUAAAAUCUAAAUAUACACAAUAUAAACAAAGUGGCACCUAAUGUUGCAAUAGUGUAAAUUUAUUACAAAAAAAACUUUAAUUACAAUCUCAUGUGUUUGCCACAUUAGGCGCACAGUAAAAAUAUUGUGAUACUUAAAAAAACUUUAGUUAAUUUUUUGUUUCUUCGCUAAAUUAAUGAAAAUUUUAAUAAUGAAUUUUCUGAGCAUAUUAUUGCUCAUAGCAAGUGUAAUUAAAAUAGAAUGUGGACAAAGUUCUUCCUACGGUAGAGGCUUUUAUAGUUCUGUAGUAACACCAACAUCACACUAUACGGUUCAUCAUGGUAAUCCUAGUGGUUUUAUUCCUUUGGCGUACAAAGGUGAUUUGACACCGGAAGAGAGUAAACAUAGAUCACCGUUUAAGCCUUCAAGAAAACGAAAUUAUAAAGGUUACAGUUCGGAUGAAGAUGAUAUUUCAUCAGAAAGUUAUACAUCUGAUGAAUAUUCAAAUGAAGCCAGACAUCAGCCAUUAAAUUCUAGGGAGAAUGAUAGUCGGGAAUAUACUAUUGGCACCCAUAUACGUGUCCAACACCCCAUUACUAUACCCAAAAAGACCACCAUACCAUAUCCCACAAAGAAUACAAAAUAUGCCACAAUAUCUAAUGUUAGUGGUUAUGGCAUAGACGCUUCACAUGAAGAGCGUGGAAAUGAACCCUAUUUGCAAUCAACAUCUUCGAAAAAACAAAAAUAUGCCAAACUCUAUGAACCUGAUCCAUUUCAUGUAAUUGCUCCACCCAACUCGAAAAUACCAGGUCAUCAUCAUCACCAAGCUGCAUCGGCUUCAGCUUAUGGUGGCAACUAUAAUGUCUUUGAGCCCGAAACAGAAUCAUACGAAAAUCCAGAUUUGGCCGUUAAACAUUUAAAGGCAAAUUUAAGAGAUCGUUACAAGGGUGUGGCAUCUAAGAAACAAAUUGAAAAAUAUCUCGAAGAUCAGGAAAAGUUAUUGGAUGAUGCCUUAAAGCUUCAACUUCUUAAUAGUUCCAAGUUUCAAAAACUUUUAAAAACGGCCGAAAAGGAACAUCAAUUCAAACAACCUGAAUUCGAAGAUGAAUAUAUUGCCAAUAUACCACCGCAAUUCCGUGAAAGUUUCCAUAAGGGUGUGCCACCAAAAUCAAUUCGUACUCGUCGCCGUCCACCCAAGUCCAAGUCGAGUUUAUCUAAACCAAAUCGAAAAUAUCGUUCAGCGUUUGUUAUUGAAGUUUGAAAAUUUUUAUAGACUUUGUUUUAAUUUAAGUUAAUUUUAUUUCUGUUUUAAUUAUAAAUUAUUUUAUCUGUA
Molecule: messenger RNA, 1431 nt
Organism: Lucilia cuprina (Australian sheep blowfly)
Lineage: Eukaryota; Metazoa; Arthropoda; Insecta; Diptera; Calliphoridae
Exons: 3
Coding region: 295-1359 (354 amino acids)
Source: RefSeq, a predicted model, not a curated record